Molecule: messenger RNA, 1214 nt
Organism: Phragmites australis (common reed)
Lineage: Eukaryota; Viridiplantae; Streptophyta; Magnoliopsida; Poales; Poaceae
Exons: 6
Coding region: 100-1125 (341 amino acids)
Biological process (GO): cell surface receptor signaling pathway
Source: RefSeq, a predicted model, not a curated record
CUGCACCACCACUUGGUCAAACACGGCGUGGGCGUGCGGGCUUCACGCGCUCAACCCGGCCAAAGCGAAGCUAGGAAGGAAGGAGAGGUCGACGGCAAGAUGGCCGAUCUUGCACUGGGCAGCGUCGAGAAGGUUUUCAAAGCCGGGGUGGCGAUCAAGGAGGCGGUGGCGACGGCUCGCCGGAACAAGAAGGAGUGCCGAGACAUCGAGAGGUGCGUGUCCAGAGUCGGCGCUCUCCUGUCGUUGCUCGACGAGACGACAGAGUUGAUGAAGCACCCGGCGAUGAGCGGCCCACUGGAGGAUCUGGCGGAGAGCCUCGAAGAGGCCCUUGAGCUCAUCACGGACUGCCAGGAGAGGAGCGUCGUGCGCCGUUUCUUGUUGGCCGGGGACGUGGCCAAGCAGCUGCGUCGGGUGCAGGACGAUAUACUACGGAAACUGACGCUGGGGAACUUCGCCACCAAUGUGCAGAUCACCAUUACUUUGACGAAUACUAUUCGAUAUGGCGGUGCUCAUCCACAGCCGCAGGAUGCAGGAGAGGUGGAGAUCUCAUAUAGCAGUCAUUUAACUACUGAUGAUGCUAGGUCUGAAGUUAACAGUGAGAUAACAAUGGUAGCAACAGGAAGCGAGGUGCCCUAUGCUCCCUCAGCAAGGUUAACUGAGUUUAGGUCUGAGUUGGAGGUCACUACGCAUCACUCUUCAGAGGAAAACAUCACUGGAGGAGAUGGCCGUCCUUUCGUCUACAAGCAAAAAAUCGUGAUCAGGUUGCAGAUGGCGUGUGGCAAGUGCCGGUCCAAGGUGUUGGCGCUGGUGGCGGCCACGGGCUGGGUCGUCUCGGUGGCGCUCGCCGGCGACGCCAGGGACCAGGUCGUCGUCAUCGGCGAUGGCUUGGACUCCAUCAAGCUCACCAGCGCGCUGCGUAAGAAGGUGGGCCCCGCGCAGCUGAUGCAGGUCGGCGAAGAUAAGGAGGACGACAAGAAUCCCGCCGCCGCUGUCACCGUGCCCGAGUACCAGUGGUACUACAAGUACCUGCCGUCGCAGCUACUCCGACCACUAUCAGCGCUUAAAUAUACUAUCUUCGGUUUGCUGCUGUUUGUUUUCUUAAUGGAAAUGCUUCUUUUAUUUUGAUAUCUGUCAUCUGUAUCUCUGGUACAAGUUCUUAUCGUACUAAAGUCAAUACUUUUAUCAAUUGUUAUCUGUUUCCUUUCUGGCUCCUG